Rotaria sordida is the source of this 1128-nucleotide messenger RNA. The record is from the annotation of a GenBank genome assembly. NCBI's taxonomy places the organism in Eukaryota, Metazoa, Rotifera, Eurotatoria, Philodinida, Philodinidae.
AUGUUAGAUAUGUCUCAACAACACAUGGCAAAACAACGUUUAGUCUAUGCGAUUUUAAAAUUUCUCGAUGGAGAAAUACAAGCUGAAUUAGAUAAUCCUGAACGACGUGAGAGUAUGGAAGUUGCUGUUCAAUGUCUUGAAACAGCAUAUGACGUAUCUCUUGCAAAUACACAAAAUAAUUCAACAUAUGGUCCACCUGUAGAUCUUUUAUCACUUGUAUCCGAAACUCCAACGACAACGACAACAACGACAACUCAUACUGCAACGUUUCCAUCAUGGCUUAGUGCUAAUGAACAGCCGUCAAUGAGUGUACCAUUAACAGAUGAUAUGCGACAACAAGCAGAUAAAUUAAAAAAUGAAGGAAAUGAAUUUGUUAAACAAGAAAAAUAUCGAGAAGCAUUAGAAGCAUAUAAUGCAGCUAUUAAAAUUGAUGGUAAUAAUGCCAUUUAUUAUUGUAAUCGUGCUGCUGCACAUAAUAAAUUAAAUAAUAAUGAUCAAGCAUUAAGUGAUUGUUUUCGUUCAAUUGAAAUUGAUCCUAAUUACAGUAAAGCCUAUGGACGACUUGGUGUUAUUUAUCUUUCAUUAGAUAAAGUACAUGAAGCACUUGAUGCUUAUAAAAAAGCUCAUGCAUUAGAACCAAAUAAUGAGAAUUAUAAACAAUCAAUUAAAAUUUGUGAAGAUCGAUUGAAUGGUGCAUCUGGUGGUAGUGCUGCUCCAGCUGGUGAUCCUAAUCUUCAAUCAAUGUUUGGUUCAUUAUUAGGUGGUAUGGGUGGUCCUGGUGCAGCCGGGGGACCUGAUAUGAUGUCAUUUUUUAAUAAUCCUUCAUUGAUGAAUAUGGCAAUGCAAUUUGUUCAAAAUCCUCAAGUUCAGGGAUUAAUGGCUAAUUUAGUAACAAAUUUAGGAGCACAAGAAGGUGGUGAAGUCGGUAUACAAACUCUGUUACAAACAGGUCAACGUAUGGCUUCGGAAUUAUCAGCUAAUAAUCCUGAUCUCAUCGAAUCUAUUCGACGCAGCAUGGGUAAUCGAACACAACCUGAUGGAAAUAAUGAUUCAGGAGUUGACAAUAAUUCCGAUGGAUCAUCAAAUCAUAAUAAUAGCUCAGAUCAAAACAAUCCAUCAUCAUCAUAG